Molecule: messenger RNA, 1416 nt
Organism: Trichoderma atroviride IMI 206040
Lineage: Eukaryota; Fungi; Ascomycota; Sordariomycetes; Hypocreales; Hypocreaceae
Source: RefSeq, a predicted model, not a curated record
CCAACGAAUUAGCCACGCCUAGUGGCAUCGAUUUGCUGUGGCGGUGGUGCCGGUGUUGACUAAAGUGCGGCGCGGGUAGCUCAACGCCGCCAUGGACAGCGACGAAUCCGAUUUCUAUGGCGAUGAGGAAACCACAUCAAAUCUCUUGCAGCGGGUAGCCGACUUCGACGUGGAUGAAUGGGCCCUGCAGCAACGAGUGCAUCCGGGCCGGCCCCUACAACAGACAGAUUUCCUCGAGGAGGCCUCGCACCUACACAACCCUUAUUCCGGGAUUCCCUACGCCUGGCAACUCACAGAGACGAUAGACCAGUUCCUCUCACGGCUGCCACCAUCAACAACUGAUCAGACGCUCGAGGUACCAUGGAUAUAUAUAUGCAAUCCCUAUAUCCCGAGAGUGCACAAGCUGGAGAGCCAGGGCCAGUUCUCCAAAGGGAAUGAGGACGAAGCACCAGAGGAAGAGGGUAGUAAGACAGCGAUAGUCGCUCAAGGAGGCUUGGAGCGGCUUCAUUUAGUCAGCAAAUUUAUCGAAGGAAUGCAGAGGUCAGGCAAGGGAAAGUCCGUUGUCGACAAAGAGAUUAGAAAAGAGCAGAAACAGGCUGUCGACGACAUUCUGAACCUGGCUCAUCUCGCCAAGGUCCGAACAGGCAAGUGGCUGCUCUUCUGCCCUGCUUCGGAGGUAAAUGAAAUGUGGGAGAUUGUUGCAAAAGCUACUGCAAACAACGAGCUUGGUAUUGCUGCUAAGGUUUUGCCGCGGUCGCCAUUGGAAGACCCUCGCAAAGAUCGUAUCUUGUGUGUUUACACGGCAGACUUUCGGGACAAGACCGACGUUGGGCGUGUCUUGCAAACGCUUCGGGAGCUAAGACUGGUCGAAGCUAGGGGUCGUCCAAUCUAUUAUAAACCAGAUGCCUUUACAUAUAUUGGCAUCUCCUCUGGCAAUGCGUGGGGCGUAAGAGCCUCCAUUUACAGCUCUACUGAUGUGUUUCCGCGCCGGGCAUGAACAUGAUAUUAAUCAAAUAGGUACAAUGUUGGCGCAAGUUGUAUGCUAGCUAAAAAGUUUGCAAAGAGUAUGCUAUGUACAUACGGAUAUAACCAAGAGGAUAUGACUAUCAGUACCUAUAAAAAAGACCGUACAGUAUGCUAUAAGAUAAAUAGAUAUCAUAAAAUGCUAAAACGCCGGUUUUGAGUAAUGCCUCAUCAUAAACCACGCACUGCACCAUCUCACGCCGUCCCAUAUGCCGCAUCUCGAACAGCCCGAUGUGCCUUCUCUUUCCAUGUUGCCAGCGAUGCAGCAGAUAGACCUCGACAUAACGAUGGCACCGUAAGCUCACAUUAUGUGAUUUGGCUCUCAUCAUAGAUGGAGCUUCGAUCUGAGUCCACUGCUUUCAAGAGGAGGACUAAUCGAUAAGCGCUGUUCCC